UGCAGUUAAUCCGACAGGAUUGGUUUGAAGUCAGCGGAGUGGAGAAACAGGAGCGGAGAGGAAUGACGGAGUUCACUGUUCUAACUCCAGAAACACGGACUUUAGACGAUGUUAAUGUACAGACAGGAGUACUAAAAGGAUAAUAUAUAAGUGUUUAGACAUGAGAGACUAACUUUGGAGGUGAGUUUUUCGGGGAGACGCAGGAGUUGACGGGGCAGUCCGCCGAGGUCUCAACAUGGAUGUCCGGGGAGCAACGGUGCGGCUCUGAGGAGGAAUUAAGGCCGUUUCUGGGUUAUUUCUGUUCGCGAGUCUGGCGGAGCUGAGGAGGAUUUAAAAAUCAGCAGCCUAUUUACCAGCUUUAGAAUUCUAGUCUGAAUUGUUGCGGCUAUAAACUAAGAUGCUAAAGCUGAUGAGGCGAGACGUGCCGCUCUCAGAAAGGCUGGGGGAUGGCGCUCCUCUGGCCGCAGCGCCCGGCCCCCUGCCAACGGCAGCCCCAACGGGCCCCAACAUUUCAUGGCUCCCUGAAGCCCCACUGCUGAGCCCGGACCAGCCUAUCUUCCUCAUGACUCCCGCAGCGCAGGCUGUGUCUGGCUUCUUCGUCUGGACCGCACUCAUUCUCACCUGUCACCAGAUCUACAUGCACCUACGUUUCUACAGCUCGCCGGGGGAGCAGCGCCACAUCGUACGGAUCCUCUUCAUCGUUCCCAUCUACGCCUUCGACUCUUGGCUCAGCCUCCUCUUCUUCACCAACGACCAGUACUACGUGUACUUUGACACCGUCAGGGACUGCUAUGAGGCGUUUGUGAUUUACAACUUCCUGAGUCUGUGCUAUGAAUACCUGGGAGGAGAGAGCGCCAUCAUGGCUGAGAUCCGAGGAAAACCCAUCGAGUCCAGCUGUAUGUACGGUACCUGCUGUCUGAGGGGCAAGGCCUACUCCAUCGGCUUCCUGCGCUUCUGCAAGCAGGCCACUCUGCAGUUCUGCGUGGUCAAACCGCUCAUGGCCGCCGUCACCGUCAUCCUGCAGGCCUACGCCAAAUACAAGGACGGAGACUUCAAUGUUGCCGGCGGUUACCUGUACGUGACCAUCGUCAACAACAUCUCGGUUAGCUUGUCUCUGUACGCCCUCUUCCUCUUUUACUUCUCCACCAGGGAGCUGCUCAGCCCGUACAGCCCCAUGCUCAAGUUCCUCAUGGUCAAGUCCAUCAUCUUCCUGUCCUUCUGGCAGGGCGUGUUGCUGGCCGUCCUGGAGAAGUGCGGGGCCAUCCCCGAGAUCGACUCGGUGGAGGUGACGGUCGGCGAGGGCACGGUCGCCGCCGGUUAUCAGAACUUCAUCAUUUGCGUCGAGAUGUUCUUCGCGGCGCUGGCUCUGCGCCACGCUUUCACGUACAGAGUCUACAUGGACAAGAGUCUGGACUCCCAAGGACCUGUUCCUACAUACGGAGAGUUUGGCCGCUGUGCCCCUAUGAAGAGCAUCUCCAGCAGCCUGAAGGAGACCAUGAACCCGGGAGACAUGGUCCAGGACGCCAUCCACAACUUCUCCCCGGCCUAUCAGCAGUACACCCAGCAGUCCACGCUGGAGCAGGGGGCGCCGCCGCCCGUCUCCCGCACGCACAGCGCCGUCAGCGGCCGCGGCGACACGGAGAAGACCCUCCUGCUGAGCUCCGACGACGAAUUCUAGAGCCGAGACUGUUUUUAACGGCGGACGGUACUUUAUCCUCCCGUGCAGCCGGCCCCCUUCAGUGUGUGAACGGGUUAGAGAGGUGUGUAUUUGAAUGUUCCAGUUAUGGAGACCGAUCGUGGAUGCAAGGAUCUUCCUGCAUUACCGUCUUCACCCA
This is a messenger RNA of Perca fluviatilis (European perch), 1835 nucleotides long. It is a transcript of the gene tmem184ba, whose product is annotated as transmembrane protein 184ba. The transcript is spliced from 10 exons. The coding region runs from base 398 to 1678 and encodes 426 amino acids. NCBI's taxonomy places the organism in Eukaryota, Metazoa, Chordata, Actinopteri, Perciformes, Percidae. Gene Ontology annotation, molecular function: transporter activity. Gene Ontology annotation, biological process: transport. The record is from RefSeq and is a predicted model, not a curated record.